CCUCAAGCUAAAUGGCCUCCUUUUAAAGAGUUUGUACUUUUGCUUAUAAUUAUUUGGGAAGCCUGCAGCGUGGGCGACCCACAGCUCCUGGAGACGCCCUGGCUGCAGCGAGGUGAUUCCUGAGGAUGUGGCUGCUCACGUGGCUGAUGUUCCUGGCCUGCUGGGAAGUCGCCAGGGCUGAAUCAGGGAAGUUCUGGCAUAUCUCUGACCUGCACCUGGACCCCGACUACAGUGUAUCCAAAGACCCCCUCCAGGUGUGCCCGUCAGCGGGUUCUCAGCCAGUGCCCAGUGCAGGCCUCUGGGGUGACUACCUCUGCGAUGCUCCCUGGAUCCUCAUCAACUCCUCCAUCUAUGCCAUGAAGGAGAUCGAGCCGCAGCCUGACUUCAUCCUCUGGACCGGCGAUGACACGCCUCAUGUGCCCAACGAGAGGCUGGGAGAGGCAGCUGUACUGGAAAUUGUGGGACGCCUGACCAAGCUCAUCAGAGAGGUCUUUCCAGAUACUAAAGUCUAUGCUGCUUUGGGAAAUCAUGACUUUCACCCCAAAAACCAGCUCCCAGCAGGGAGGAACAACAUCUACAACCAGGUAGCAGAACUGUGGAAACCCUGGCUUAGUAACGAAUCCUUCGCUCUCUUCAAAGAAGGUGCCUUCUAUUCUGAGAAGUUGCCGGGUCCCAGCAAGGCUGGGCGCAUCGUGGUCCUCAACACCAACCUGUACUACAUCAACAACGAGCAGACGGCAGGCAUGGCCGACCCCGGCCGGCAGUUCGCGUGGCUAGCAGAUGUGCUGACCAACGCUUCCCGAGCUGGGGAACGGGUGUACAUUACCGGCCACAUACCCCCGGGGUUCUUUGAGAAGAAGCGGAACAAGGCGUGGUUCCGGGAGGGCUUCAACGAGCAGUACCUGGAGGUCGUGCAGAAGCACCAUCGUGUCAUAGCAGGGCAGUUCUUCGGGCACCAUCACACCGACAGCUUUCGGAUGUUCUAUGAUGAUGCAGGUGCCCCCAUAAACGUCAUGUUCCUCACACCUGGGGUCACCCCUUGGAAAACCACAUUACCUGGAGUGGUCAACGGGGCCAACAAUCCAAGCAUCCGGGUGUUCGAAUACGACCGAGCCACACUGAGCCUGCAGGUCAGGAGCCCUGGGUGUGCUGGGGCCAGAGGAGGAGGAGGGUGGGAGGGACCACUGCCUUCCGUAACUCUCUGUUAAUCCACCCACCACUGGCCACCCAGCCUUUGGAAGGUCAAGUUACCUCCACCCUUCUCGAGCUCAGGUUCAGAACCCUGGGGCCACCUGCCACCAAGUCAGGUCAAUUUUUCUUACUCAAAUCUCCUUUCACCCUGGAUCACUGCCAUAGCCUCCUUCCUGUUCUCCCUGCCUCCAGCCCUGCCCUGCUGUGUCCCAUCUGCACACACUACAGAAGGGACUCAUCUUUCGAAAGCACUGCUUCCAUCUUAUCUCUCUCCUGCUCAAAAACCUUCAGUAGCUCCCCAGUGCCCUCAAGAUAAAGUUAUGUCUCCUUGGCCU
Molecule: messenger RNA, 1526 nt
Organism: Propithecus coquereli (Coquerel's sifaka)
Lineage: Eukaryota; Metazoa; Chordata; Mammalia; Primates; Indriidae
Gene: SMPDL3B
Product: sphingomyelin phosphodiesterase, acid-like 3B
Exons: 7
Coding region: 126-1208 (360 amino acids)
Molecular function (GO): hydrolase activity
Source: RefSeq, a predicted model, not a curated record